Molecule: messenger RNA, 897 nt
Organism: Phaeodactylum tricornutum CCAP 1055/1
Lineage: Eukaryota; Bacillariophyta; Bacillariophyceae; Surirellales; Neidiaceae
Exons: 1
Coding region: 1-897 (298 amino acids)
Biological process (GO): peptidyl-lysine dimethylation
Molecular function (GO): protein-lysine N-methyltransferase activity
Source: RefSeq, a predicted model, not a curated record
AUGGCAACAUCCCACGUGAUUCCUCCCGAGUUCUUGCCGCGAGAAAACCCCAAAAACAUCGACGAAAACACAGACAACGAGACUUGUAUAGGAUCACUUUUUGCCGACGACAAAGAUCAGGAUGAACAAGAUGAUCACCCUGAACGCCUGAUACAAGUAGUUACAGUCGGCCACGACCAGACUUACACAUUGUCACUUCCACCAGACGUUGGAACGCUCUUUGCCCAUUGCGUUUGGAGCGGGUCCUUGUAUUUGUCAGAUUUUUUGGCUCGCUGUGCCAAAGACUUCCUGCUGCAUCAGAAGACGGUCGAGUUAGGCGCGGGUACCGGUCUGCCCUCUCUGGUGGCGCUCGCACACGGUUCGGAUCUGUCUAUUCUCACCGACUACCCCGACGAACUUGUCCUGCAGUCUUUACGAGAAACGGUUGGUUUAAACUGGGAUGCAAUUUGUGAUCGGCGUACGCCAUAUUUUCCUCGUCCCCCUCCAGUGGCCGUGGUUGGACAUGAUUGGGGAACUUCGGUCGACCCGGUCGUCCGGGAAGCGAUGCGCCUUUCGCAUGGCGUUGACAAGUCUAACUUUGAUUUGGCUAUAUUGUCGGAAUGUUUGUGGAUGCAUCGGUCCCACGCAGCGUUGGCCCGGUCCGUGGACCAACUAGUGCACCCAAAACACGGACGCGUAGUUCUGACCUACGCCCAUCACGUUCCCGGCUACGAGGAGGAGGACGAUGCCUUCUUUGAGUUGUGCAGUACACACCAUCGACUAGUAACCGUACAUCAAGAGUUUCGACUUUGUCCCUACAUGUGGGAUGACACGAAAACAAUUACAGUGUAUCUCCGCGUUUUGGCUAGACCAAGCGGCGCACAAGUAGUAACUGGUAGAUGGCAUUUUAUGGAAUGA